AUGACGAACACUGAAAAUUCUCAAAUUCCUACCCGUAAUGGUACUGCUGCUGCUGGUAUCACUACUUCAACGAUGGGUACAACCCCUAUUUCGCAUGUACCAUUUCACCUAGACGGCUAUACUCACCCCUGUCACUCUUUGUAUGUGCACCCGGCUGAUUUGCUAGCUUCAUCUUUAGUUUAUGAAUUGUUUGAUGGAACUUGCUAUGAAAUAAGCUUGAUUUUCAUCCAUGGCACUACUGAGAAGCCUCAUGAAGGAUCUCCCUUCCUUCGACAAUGGCAGCGUUGCAAUGACCUAGUUGUUGCUUGGCUGGCCAACUCUGUCACUAAGGAAAUACAUAGGUCUGUUGUAUACUCUGAGUUUGCUGAGGAUAUUUGGAGGGAAUUAGAAGCUAGGUAUGGUAAGGCUGAUGGUGCUAGGGUAUUUGAGUUAAAGAAAGCCUUGGCUCACAUUUCCCAAGGUUCUCUUGACAUUGCUUCUUAUUUUACCAAGAUAAAACAAUUGUGGGAUGAGUUAGCUUCAAUUUCUAACCAUUCUGAGAAUAGGUGUAAUUGUAUUGGAGGUGCUAAAUCUGAAGAGGAACAAAAGUUCUAUCAGUUUCUCAUGGGUCUAAAUGAGGUUUAUGUCCAAGUGAGGAGUAACAUUCUUAUGAUUAAGCCUCUCCCUUCCAUGGACACUACUUAUAGCAUCCUUCUCAGUGAUGAAAAACAAAGACAAGUGUCUACUAGUACUGUUUUCCCCUCUGAAUCAGCCUCCUUCCAUGCCUCUUUCAACACUGGUGGAUCUAAGUUUGCUCCCAAAGUGCAAUUUGAUCUUCAGAAGUCAUCUCUAUAUUGCAAAUACUGCAAGAGGACUGGGCAUGUUAUUGAGAAAUAUCACAGGCUUCAUGGUUAA
Messenger RNA from Lycium barbarum (goji berry), 894 nucleotides. RefSeq lists its product as uncharacterized. NCBI's taxonomy places the organism in Eukaryota, Viridiplantae, Streptophyta, Magnoliopsida, Solanales, Solanaceae. Bases 1 to 894 code for a protein of 297 amino acids. The transcript is spliced from 2 exons. The record is from RefSeq and is a predicted model, not a curated record.